GAUGUGAUUGGUCAAGAGCUCUAAAUUUGCGCGCUCUGUCAUUAACUGCCGCUUCUGGUCCCGCCUACUCUCAAGUACUUCAUGGAUUUGCGGCGCUAUAUUUUUAGCUUGUUAGCAUGCUAGCAUCAGCGUCGUGGAUAUAAAUUCACAGCAUUGCUUGCUCUUUUAUUGUAUAGCGUUUGAAUGGUACAGAACCAUGUACUUUAGCCACAUAUUAUAAAUGCGAAGCACGCGAGUGUAGUAGCUUUGCGCUGUUUUUAACGCACAGGUCUUGCUUGUUCGGGAUGUUUUUACCCUUAACAUGGAGACAAAAAGAGGGGAGAUUCCUAACGGGGUGCUGGAUGACCUUUGCAGUCGCUUCAUUCUUCACAUCCCCAGCGAGGAGAGGGACAAUGCCAUCAGAGUUUGCUUCCAGAUUGAGCUUGCCCAUUGGUUUUACCUGGACUUCUGCAUGCAAAAUUCACCAGGACUGCCUCAGUGUGGGAUAAGGGACUUUGCCAAGGCUGAUAUCCUUAAGAGAUCGCUUUUUCCUAAAGGGAAAGUCAAUGAAGAUGAGGCUUUCCAUGACUGCGCUGUGAGAGAAGUUUUGGAGGAGACAGGCUUUGAUAUCCGAGAUCGUAUCUGCCAAAAAACAUACAUUGAGCAGAGGAUUUCAGAUCAGUUGGUUCGAUUGUACAUUAUACCAGGAGUUCCUAAAGACACCAAGUUCAACCCCAAGACCAGAAAAGAGAUAAGGAACAUUGAAUGGUUCUCAGUGGAUAAACUGCCUUGCCACAGGAACGAUAUGACCCCGAAAUCCAAGCUUGGACUGGCUCCUAACAAGUUUUUUAUGGCUAUUCCAUUUAUGAGGCAGCUCAGAGAGUGGAUUGCCAAACACAAAGGAGAGUCAACGAGCAGCGAUGAGGAUUUUGCGUCCAAUGGCAGCACACCAGGCAAACCAUUCCGCUCUAAGCCCAGAAGGUCUCAGAUGUUGGUGGAAGCGUCUCCUGAAAGCUGGUCCAAGCAAAAACAACAGAAACCCUUCGGACAAACCUCCCAGAGCGAGUUAGUAGACGUGCUUAAACCCAAGAAUCAUGUGAAAGGCAACAGCAAGAAACACCAGGAGUCUCCAAACCUGAAAAAAAGAGCUAAUGGUGUCAGUCAGCAGCAGAAAGAUGACAAGAAACUUCAGCCCAGAAGACUGCAGGAUAACUUCGACACAGAUGCAUCUGGUGACGUCUAUGGCUGUAACGGACUGGCAGACUUGUGUUAUGAGGAAUACAUCCACUCCUCGCGGUCUUUCCUCCGCUUCAAAUUUGACAGAGAGGCCAUCAUGAAAUCCUGCUUCGAGUCCUGAAGUUCUGCUGUACUGCCUCUGGUUUUUAAAAGAUUUGAAGCAGCAAAUUUCCUUAAGAUCUACAAUUGGAUCUUCUGCGCUGUAAACCUGUUAGUCGAGAUGCAUUGUGUGUUGGACCAAGAUUACAGAUAAAUCCAAAAAAUUCAUUUUUU
Sinocyclocheilus rhinocerous is the source of this 1488-nucleotide messenger RNA. Its product is annotated as m7GpppN-mRNA hydrolase-like. Gene Ontology annotation, molecular function: 5'-(N(7)-methylguanosine 5'-triphospho)-[mRNA] hydrolase activity; manganese ion binding; RNA binding. The transcript is spliced from 10 exons. Lineage: Eukaryota; Metazoa; Chordata; Actinopteri; Cypriniformes; Cyprinidae. Gene Ontology annotation, biological process: deadenylation-dependent decapping of nuclear-transcribed mRNA; nuclear-transcribed mRNA catabolic process, nonsense-mediated decay. The record is from RefSeq and is a predicted model, not a curated record. Gene Ontology annotation, cellular component: P-body; cytoplasm. Bases 302 to 1336 code for a protein of 344 amino acids.